Vigna unguiculata (cowpea) is the source of this 966-nucleotide messenger RNA. RefSeq lists its product as uncharacterized. Lineage: Eukaryota; Viridiplantae; Streptophyta; Magnoliopsida; Fabales; Fabaceae. The record is from RefSeq and is a predicted model, not a curated record.
CUUUUUUCGCUGACUGUACAACGGUCAAUGUCACACCACAUUCCUUAUCUUCUUUCCCUUCACAGCUUUCCCUGCAUUUGCAAUGGCCUCUGCAACGGAAGCCAUUAACGCGUUGUUCUUAAUUCUCUUUCUUCAACAUUUGUUAUUCACAACAGCGAAUGAUUCAAUUCCAGUGCCAGCUGAUUGGCCGCAGCAGUUUCACUCGGUGCUGUUCAUAAACCGAAGCGGCAAUCUCCGGAAGACGGACUUAUGGUACGACUGGCCCAAUGGCCGCAACUUCAACAUCGUUCAAAACCAGCUGGGCGUUCUCACCUACGACCUCGAAUGGGACAAUGGAACCUCCUUUUACUAUACGCUCCAACCCUUCGACAAAACCUGCAAAAUCAUGCACUUCGAUGUCGGCAUUCUCCGCCCUAGCUGGCUCGACGGCGCUAACUACCUCGGCCAAGAGUCUGUCGACAACUUCCUCUGCAACGUCUGGGAGAAAGUCGACUUCAUCACCUACUACGAGGAUGUCCUCACCCGAAGACCCGUCAAGUGGAUCUUCUUCGACGGGAUGGUUUCUCAUGUGAUGACAUUUGAGGUAGGUGCAGUGCUUGAGGAUGAACAUUGGCAAGCUCCUGUGUAUUGUUUUGAUGAGAUGAAGAACGAGACAUCGGAAAAAACGAAUGCGUUCGUCUUAGAAUCUGAAGAUGCUGCUUCUGCUGGUUUUUCUCAUGGAAUGUUAAUGAGAGAGAUGCCACAUUCUGCUUAUGCUAAGUAAUCGUGAGUGAGAAUGGUGUUUGCACUUUAUCUAUUGCAGCACGUACAAUAAUUUCUUGAAAUAAUUUAGACAGUCUUCGAUUAUUUUUAGAGCAUCUUAACCGUGAUUGUUUGCAUCUAAGACAAGUGCGUAGUCUUUCAUCUACGCGGUGAUAUAAUUCGUGGUUUGAGUUCUGUCAAACAAUGCUUCGACAUUAAAAGUUU